UACCAGUGUUUACUACAUGGCUACGUGUAUACAUUGUAUGUAUACACAUAUAAGAAUAACUGUUAAUUUUGCGUAUUCGACAAAUAUUUGAUACCUUGACAUUUGAAGUCAUUAGUAUGUGAAAUUGAGGAUGCUAAGAAUGUUAGUUUUAUUAAUCAGAUUUUGAAAAAGUGAGACUUUAUACUCUACAACUUGAUACUCUUUCUGUGAUCAAAGGAAAGGUUAAAAUUAAACGCAGCUUCUUUUUUUUUUUUUUUAAAUAAUAUUGGCAUCGAAAAUAAAUGAUCUUGAGUCAAAGUGUCUUUUUUUUGGCUAAACUUUUUUUUUCUUUAACGUGAAAGAAAAAAGAGGAAAGGCAAACCGUGCGGAAGUUUCGUCAAAAAAAAGCUUAAUAUUGUAAUAUUAUUACAUUUAUGUGGCAUAUGUAGUGAUAUGUAUUAAUUUAAACAGUACUUAAACUGUUUAGUGCGAAUAUCUUACAGCACACAAUUUUCUUGCUGUAUUGAUAGCUGAAUUUGUUUACUUGUUACUGCAUGAGAAUCUUUGCCGUGUUGUUGACUUGGCUUCAAAUGGUAUAUUUUUCUUGGGCUGAUUGAGCAGCUAAAACUUAAUUUUAUUUGACAGAAAGUACCAAUACUCAGUAUAUUUUUAGAUUCUCAAAAAUGGAUUUGCGUAAAGAUAUCAAAAAAGCAACAUCUCUUGUUUCUGAAGACGAUAAUGCAAAGUUUUAUCGACUGCAUGGACUGAGUCAGGCUGCAAGAGAUAAAAAAAUGAAUGAAAGAAUAUUAAAAUCACCACGAAAUGCUAAUUUAAUAUCAGACUUAGAUGAUGAAGAUAGAGCUGAUUGUAUAGAUACUAUAAACAACAAAGUCAAAGCUUCCUUUGAUCACCAUGAAGUCGCUGCUGCCAUUAAAGAGAUAAAUGGCGGCCGUGACCUUUCGAAUAGAUGUUUUGAAGAGAAUUUUUGGCGACAACUUCAAAGUGAGACAAGUUCUGAAAAAGAUCAAAACUUUUCUAAACAUGGUAAUAUAAAAACUAAUCAACGUAAGGGGAAGGCACAUUUCUUAAACAAGAAAUGUGUGAAGAACGAAAGAUGGUUUAAUAAUGCUGCAAUUAUGGGUCUCGUAAAUACCAACAAAAUUUCAUUACAAGAUUUAAUUAGUUGUAAUAAUGAAAAUUCAGCAAGGGAAGAAAACGAAACCUUGUAUGGAACUUCAUCUAAUGAGUGUGUAACGAAUGGUGAUGAAUAUGUGCAAUCGGUCCCCCUUCGUGAAGAUCCUGAAAUCUUUAUUCACCCUUUACGAAUGGGGAUAGAUGAAAAACAAUUUCAAAAUAUCAAUUUUGUACCAAGUCUCGCCAGGAAGAAAAAAAUGACACCGCAAGAGCACUUUCUUAAUACAGCUGAUGAAUCUGACUUUAAUUUUGUAAAGCCAAAAGAUAGAACAUGAUAGACAUCAUAGAUAUUGUUUAUUAUGUGUAAGAAAUGAUAAUUGAAUAUACAAAAAUAAUGGUAAGACUAAUAAAUUUUGUGAUCUUCAAGUUGCUUACAUAUGCAGUAACUAAAAUUAAUGUAAUGUGUGUAUCUAUGAGAUUAUACGUAAUAUAUAUUAGGUUGUUCGUAAAGUUUGUUUCAAAUCUUUUAUGUAAAUUCAAAACGCAAUAUUUUACUGAAAAAGUAACUUUAUUAAAGCAAUUAUGUACCGCUUUGUUCAAUGAUCUUAGCCUAUCUCUCGAGUAGCUGUUUAAUGCUCUUGCUCCAAAUGAAAAUUUUUUACUGGCAAGGAAUUGAUUAAAAUGAAUUUUAAAGACUCACUCAAAUUUUGUGUUUCAAAGAAAAUUUUUUAAAAAGAAAUAGUAAUCAAAGAGGGCAAGGAGAGAGGAUAAAGAAAAACGUCCCGUUCGAAAUCUAGAAACUAUAAAUAGACAUCGCGAUGUGAGGUUUGGCAUUAUUAUGGAAAAACUCCAUGCUUAUUGAUGAGUUCAGGUACGUUGACGAUUUUCAGUUCGUUCAACUGUACUUCAACUGAAAAAAAAUCUAAUAAACCACGUCCUCAAAAUCUCAUGAAACAAACUUUCUGAAAAAUACCUAAUAUAAAAUGAUUAUAAGUUAUACUAUCAUGGAAUGUUAGAUUAUUGGAAUAUUAGGUAAAAUACAAAAUAAAAUAAUAGAUAAAAAUAAGGAUAAAAAUAGAUAGAUGUGGUAUUGUUGAGAGGAUACAAUAUUGUAUCUUCUGAACGGUAUUUAAUAAUGGUAAUUUUAAACUCUUUAAAUAUACUCAAAAAUGUGUUUAAAAGUUUAUAAGAAUUUAUAAAUUGUAUUUAAACGUCAUGUGUAUCAGAGCAUUUUGUUAAACAUAUAUUUAAUACCAUAUUUAAUCAUCGAUUUAAUCAUUGAUUUAAUUAUAAUUAAUUAUAGUACAUUUCUGAAAAAGAAUUACAUUGUUCCGUUUUUUAAAUCCACUCACACAAACACAUAUGUAAUAUAAAAAAA
This is a messenger RNA of Solenopsis invicta (red fire ant), 2491 nucleotides long. RefSeq lists its product as uncharacterized. The coding region runs from base 663 to 1448 and encodes 261 amino acids. Lineage: Eukaryota; Metazoa; Arthropoda; Insecta; Hymenoptera; Formicidae. The record is from RefSeq and is a predicted model, not a curated record. The transcript has 5 exons.